AUGCUGCGGGGGGUAUUUGUAGUCCGACAUGAUGCGUGCAACGUAGGCGAUAAUAGGGUUGGACGAAACGCGCUGCGGAGGGCGAGAUACAGAGCGCGGUAUGAAGGGUUGACUGUGUUCGCGGCGGAGGAGGGAUCAAGCUUGGAUAGCGGGCGUAGGCGUAGAAAUGGGCGCAAAUGGGAGGUUUUGCAGGGUGUGCUUGUUACACGCCGCGCCGCGCAAGCCGGAAAAGUAAACUCGCGCGGCGAGGCGUAA
Molecule: messenger RNA, 255 nt
Organism: Chondrus crispus (carragheen)
Lineage: Eukaryota; Rhodophyta; Florideophyceae; Gigartinales; Gigartinaceae
Exons: 1
Coding region: 1-255 (84 amino acids)
Source: RefSeq, a predicted model, not a curated record